Scophthalmus maximus (turbot) is the source of this 6042-nucleotide messenger RNA. RefSeq names its product Rap guanine nucleotide exchange factor (GEF) 5a (gene rapgef5a). Bases 301 to 3006 code for a protein of 901 amino acids. Gene Ontology annotation, biological process: positive regulation of GTPase activity; Ras protein signal transduction. NCBI's taxonomy places the organism in Eukaryota, Metazoa, Chordata, Actinopteri, Pleuronectiformes, Scophthalmidae. The transcript is spliced from 26 exons. Gene Ontology annotation, molecular function: guanyl-nucleotide exchange factor activity. Gene Ontology annotation, cellular component: plasma membrane. The record is from RefSeq and is a predicted model, not a curated record.
GAAGGAGUAGGUCGCGCGAGCUGCUCUUGGGUGGAGCGGUGGCGUCGCGUGCUGCGCAACACGCGCGCCGGGUCGUCAGCAGUGCGCGCGGCUCGGUUACAGACGCAGGUCGCUGUGAGUGUGUGAGUGUGUGUGUGUGAGUGUGUGUGAGUGUGUGUUGAGCGCGAGGCGGCGGGAAAUGGCGAGCGAGCGGCGGUGCGCCUCGUGAGGACACAGUAGACACCGGGAGAGGGUGGAGUGGAGUGGAGUGGAGUGGGGGGGCAGCUCGAGCACGACAGGACGGGCGACGGAGAGGAAACCAUGGACGACUCGGAGCCCGCGGAGGACGGCUUGCUGGCGGGCUUGCGCUGGAACCGGAGCGCCCGGGACCAGGCUCAGCUCAAACACAAGAUCCGGGACCUGCCGGGGCUACUCAAGCACGGGCUGCACCUGCGGAAGAAGAGCCAAUCACCUGACACUAUCCCCGGACCGAGCGCCGGACCUACAGUACACAAGUCUUGUUCCCAGAGUUUUCCAUGUGCUGGUCGGGCUGUGAGGAACGCCUUCCUCUCUCACGGACCAUACCCAGCUAAAGACAAGAUACACCUGGCCAGAAUCAUAAGACGUAGCUAUGUGGGCGUGGAGCUGGUGCAGUGGCUGUGCGAACAGUGUGUGCACGUGCGCUGUCGGACUACUGCUGUGCGUGUCUGGCAGGUGCUGCUGGAGCUCGGAGUCCUGCUGUCUGUGGACCAGCGGGUGGUGUUUUCGGACUCCAACUCUUACUACCAGUUCAGCUUCGAGGAGUGUGACUCCGCUUCCUGUGAGUUUCGCUCCAAUGAGGGGGAGUGGCCAGACGCGGUUAGGCUCCUCGUACAACUCGCCCCAUAUGUCCAGUUUCGCUCUGGGGGCGGGGCCAAUAGCCCGUCAGAGCAGGACUCUGAAGGCAACAGGGACAUCUGCAGUGAGAUUCUCCAGAUGAAGGCUCUCGAGAGGCUCACAUCCACGGUACAAAGUGAGUUGGCGGCUGCUCUCGCCCGAAAGACUCGCAAAGCUUUAUCAGAGCAGGACUCUGAGACGACAGAGACGAGUCUGCAGGAGCCUCACACACCCAGUGAGGAGAGCAGCCCGCUGGGCAGGGUUUGUGCGUUGCGGGACGGUGGCAGCAGUGGCAGCGGCAGCGGAGGAAUGGGGUCCGUAUGCGGCCGUGAGGAGCUGACCAGUCGGUUGGGGCUGGAGGCCGUUCAGCGUCUGGCCAAGGACGGCUGUCGGCUGCUGCAGAACCACAACUACCGUCUCCCCGACAGGAACCAGGGCGUGAGUAGAGAGGCAGUGGGACGGGUUUGUCUUAAGGAGAGAGGACGGGACGUGUUGGUGUUGAAAAGAGUGAAAUCAUCAGUGACGUCGCCUUCGGACCGGUCCUCACCCACGUCGUCAGGGGGUGGGUCGAGAGAGGAGGACUGCGACAAGAGGUACGUUGUGGUGUCGGGAACGCCACUCAAAAUCUUGGAGCACCUACUAAGUGACCUGCGCUUGGAUGACCAAAGAGGGGUGCCAGAGAGCAGGGAGAGCGAAUUGUUGCUGGAUGACUUCCUGUUGACCUACCUGGUGUUCAUGUCCACCAAUGACCUUUGUCAGGCUCUUUUGGGACACUAUAGCAGCGCCCGCUGCAGGGGUCAGGAGGAGGGCAAGGAUGCCCUCUUCAGGAAACGUAAGGUACUGCAGCUGGUGUCCCACUGGAGCAGGCUUUACAAGGACUUCCUCAAGGAUGAGGAGCACGUCAGGAGCUUUAUGAAGACCCUCUACAGGUGUGUUUUAGAAGAUCUGUAUGAGUUCCCCACUCUGGAGAAAGAUCUGAAGGAGUUCCAGAAACUUCUGCGUCGGAGACACACUGUGGAUGACUGUCCUCCCAACCAAAAGAGUAAACAAAUGUAUCAGCAGCUGAGUUUGAAGGAAAACUGUUUGCACCUCCGAAGUCCACAGACAGAGACUAAAGACGUAAUUUGUUGCGUGUACGUGAGCACUGACUCCUACCUGAGUGUCCACACACACCCCUCACUGGAGGCCCAUGAGCUGCUAAGGAUCGUUGGUCUGAAGAUGGACAGAGCAGAACAAGACAUGGUUCUUGCUGUGGUUUCACACACAGGAGUCGUCUCUGCAGAGCGGAGGGUGUUACAGCCCAGUGACUGUGUGUAUUCAGAGUCUCUCACCCCGCAGGGAAAGCUUGUGGCCUGUCGCAGGGAUCUCACUGAGAUCUUGCCUCCUUUAACGGACAGUGCUGAGCUAAGCAGGCGACCGGUGCGACUCCUGAGCAUCAACACCUGGGACGUGGCAGCUGCUCUAACGCACCUUGACUGGAGCCUCUUCAAAUCCAUCCAUGAGCAGGAGCUGGUGUACUACACCCUCAGCCAUGCCCCUGGUACCAGCCACACGGGGGCGCUCUCAGUCCUACUCCAGCGCUGCAACGAGGUCCAGCAGUGGGUCAUGUCCGAGGUGCUCAUGUGCGUCUCUCUAAACAAGAGAGUGCAGCUGCUCAAGAAGUUCAUCAAAAUCGCUGCUCAUUGUAAAGCCCAAAGAAAUCUGAACUCUGCAUUUGCCAUAAUCAUGGGUCUCAACACAGCAGCUGUCAGCCGACUCAACCAAACUUGGGAGAAAUGUCCGGGGAAGUUCAAGAAGCUUUUCUCAGAGUUGGAGCUCAUCACGGAUCCAUCUCUGAACCACAAAGCCUACAGGGAAGCGUUCAAGAGGAUGAAACCUCCCAAGAUCCCUUUCAUGCCUCUGCUCCUGAAAGAUAUCACCUUCAUCCAUGAGGGAAAUAAGACCUUCCACGAUAACCUGGUCAACUUUGAGAAGCUGCAUAUGAUCGCAGACACAGUUAGGAUGAUUCGCCACUGCCAAAGCGACCAACCAGGCAACGAGGUAAUCGGGGUGGACAGUGCGGAGGUGAGGGCGAGUGUAAGCUACCUGCACAUAAUCGACAAUCAGCAGACUCUGUUCGAGCUGUCCCACAAACUGGAGCCACGCGCUUGAACGCACACACAAACACAAUGGAAACCCAAGCACCGCGCGACAUGGAGGACAACAAAAUGUCACAAACUCACGCAUGCACUGCAGCAAACUACCAACAGUGGUGCCAAGUGGUCAAUAAGAUGCCAUGUGUUCUGACAAAGCCCACAAAGACACAGAGCUGCACUCUUGUUUGUUACACUGAACAGGUGCUUGUAAAGGAUUUACAAACUCAACACGCUCUGUGGCACGUCUACGGGAAGAGAUUCUGUGCAGCAGCACAGAGAUUUGCCAAACAGAUCGAUGGUAAAAGAGGUUGUAAUUAGUUUGUACAGUAUCUAUUGGACUGAAUAUGCCCUUGGUUUUGUUCUUGUGAUGAGCUUUUAGUUAUUUAUGAGCCUGUUCAGCAAGUGGAAUGUUCCUUUAUUUCUGUCAAAGCCUCACUGGUGCCCCUCUGGAGGUCAACAAGCAACAAACACAAAAGAACCCAGUCUGCUGUUCUCAUAUUAUUUUAUCUACAUAUCAUAUAGCUGUGUCGUGAUGCAUGUAUACGCAGGAUACAUGCAGUAGUUGUGUGGCUGUAUGAUGUGGAGCUGUUUUGGGGUUAUUGUUUAACACAAGCAGCAGCUAGUGCUGAAUCAAAACCAAGAGGUUUGAAUCACUGAAACUCUACCACACGUGUCAGAGUUCAAAAAACUGUUAAUGAAUAGUGAGCAGUAAAGUCCUGGUUGACUUUUAGCCAAACACAUUUCCCCGUGAUAUUUUUCUGUGAAUAGAUACUGAAUAUUACAUUGUAUAUAAUAUGGACCUAUACAUUUUUCAGUGCCAAAUGUCACAGAGUCCUGCAGCAGAGAUGUACUGUAGAGUGUUGGAAUCUUUUGAGUACUGGAAUGACGUCUGGUCCGCGAUCAUGCAAAGCAGGCCUGACUCCUCGCAGAGAUGCUUUCUGACAUGAUGACUGAUCUCAGGCUGUGGGUCAUGGUAUUCUACUCAUCCUUUUUCCCUUUCUUUUUAAAUCCUUUAGUUUACCAAAUAAGUGGAAGCACUGCACCACAAAGCGUUGUUAACAAAUAGCUUUAUUCCACAAAACCGUGUUCAUGAGGAGAUUUUAUUAUUUGCUCUUACUGACUGAAACGUUUGCUUCCCUCAGAAGUGAAAAUCUGUGAAAACCAACACGGGGUCGACAGAAUAAAGGAAGCACAAGGGCAGAGACUUCAUCCCUUAUUGUACAGCUUUGGUUCAUGCAUUCAUUAUUUAUCUUUAACUGUGGUUCUCAUAAUUCUGAGUAAAUAUGGAAAAGGAAAAUGAAAGAAAGAAAGAAAAAAUGCAGAUGAAGGAAAUCCUUCAGAAAUGAUAUAUGAUUAAUGAUGAUACAAACAAAUUAAGACUAGAAACGCAUUCUUCAGAACAAUGAGCAAACCUCACCUCACUUGUGUUUGUAUUAGUUUGUCCUUGUCCUGUUGCGUACAUUCAGUCACUUCAGUGGUACAUUUCUGCUGAGUAGGCGGAACCAUCCGAGGGAGGGGUUCCUAAAUUACGUUUUUAGUGAUGCAUGUCUUAAGUUGUUUCGAUAAUCGUGAAGCACGGGAGGUUCAGUGCAGUACAGUAGAAAUGUUGUUGCCACAAGUGUUAAUCAUCACCAUCAUUUCAACACGAAGCCUUUCAGAACAUUAACACCAAUUAACACCAUUAUGAUUCACCUGCAUUUCGCAAAGUCUGUCUCUGUGGCCAAAAGCAUCUCAUUCAAGCAUUUAAAGAAGAAAUUAAAAGGUGAUCUCAAGGCAAAGACUCACUUUAAACUUUAAUUCUUAUGUCAUUAUGAGUAGCACAUUAAUUGUGCAUUAGAAAGCUUUCAGAGACAGAUUGUCACAAUUCUUUCUGCAGAUGUUGGUACUGAAUGUGGAAACGGUUACAGUCACCCAAACUGAUUAGUUCAAAUUGAAAGAAUGAUUGAACUAUGUAGGUAUCUGACAUGGCUAUUUAAAAUCUAAAAUACAAAAAGUAGAUCUAUCAUCCAGAAGGUGUUGCUUCAUAUUACACAUUUGAGUCUUGAGAUUGUUUGUUUCCAGUUAUUUAUGUCCACAAAUAGAUCAUAAACAAUUUGAAAAGAUGAGAAGAACAAUUCUGUGGGUGGAUUUCACCGUCAAACUGAGACUUGGUGGAAACUAAUUGACAUUUUCCAUUGACUGUUCUCUGGAAAUUGGUUUAAAAUUUGCAAUGUGGAUAGAAACAGCUUCUAGAAACAAUUACAGGACAUGCUAUAAUUCAAUAACAGUAGCAUAUGGAGGAAAGUGAUAAAAUAUGAAUGCUGACUGUUUGACUAUUUACUAAAAGUUGCGGGAGCUGAUAAAUCAGAGCCGUGGACUGUUCAUAUUCAGUGUGAUAGAAAGGCUUUGUGGUCGUCAUUUACCUGUAUAUGCACACCUCUGCUCACCUUGUCCCAAAGAGCAGAAUAAUUGUGCUGCAUUAGUUAUUUAUUGUAAUAUAUUGUUUACAUAUGUAUUUCAGAAGUGACAAAAUGUCUUGAGUUUCAUUUGCCAGAUGUUCACCAAUGUGCGGAGGUUCACACGCAAGAAGAAAAGAUGUUUGUGGUUUGAAGCUGCACUGCUGGAAUGUAAAAGUUAGCGUGAUGACGCUUGUUUCUUUCGUCUGAUGUCAAAUUACUUUCAUGCAGAGAAAACCACAGGAGGCUGUACUAAGUGUUUUACCGGCCAGUGUCAUAACUGUGCAUGUUUUUUUUUCCUUUUUUUCUUUUUUAAAUAUACAGCAAUGUUUAAAUUCUGUUUGCAUGUUUAAACAAAAACACAAGGUUCACAAUGUAAGACAGGACAAAUUGAAGGCUUUGUACUAUUGUAAUAUUGUUGAUGUGUAAAUAUUUGCCUUCUGUUGUUAUGUUGUUAUUUAUCUGUUGUGAAAGGAAAAAAGUCAACUACAAAGCAAUACGUCUCCCCUCGUGUCCCCUCGACCUUCAGACAGCUGAAGCUACACGUCUUUUCUAGAGCUGCGUUUUACUAUGUGACAAAUUUUACGGAAAAUGAAUAAAUUAUAGGUUUUAUGUGA